AUGAUGCAGCAAAAUGGAAGUUCAUUUAAUAUAUACUUAAAACGUAUUUUACCUGAUUUAUUACCAUGGAUUGUUGAAGAACGUUCAUUAAAUGCUAGUCGAGUUGUUCAACAUAUUCGAACAGCUAUUAAAAUGUCGAAAAAGAAAAAAGCUGGAGCUGAUUUAGCUGCUGUAUUCCGUUUUGGUAGUUCACCUAUAUUUAGUAAAUUAUUACUUUCUAUUAGUACACAUCCUGAACAUGUUAUGAAAAGUUUACAAAUGGCUGUUGAAUGUGUUUAUAAAGCAUUACAAUCGAAAUUACUUGGAAUUUUAUGUGAUUUUGAAACAGAAUUAUUAUCAAAUAGUACACUACUACAUUCAAAAAAAAAAGUUUUACUUAGUUUAACUGAAAUUUUUACAUUUGAAGAACUUGAAGAUAUUGCAAGUUUAUGUCAAAAAUAUAAUGUUAUUUGUAUUUCCGAUGAAGUUUACGAAUGGAUAACAUCUGAUAAAAAUAAAAAACAUAUUCGUAUAGCAACAUUACCGAAUAUAUGGCAGAAAACAUUAACAAAUGGAAGUUGGACAAUUGGAUCAGAACAUCUUAUUCGUUCAUGUUAA
Messenger RNA from Rotaria sordida, 597 nucleotides. NCBI's taxonomy places the organism in Eukaryota, Metazoa, Rotifera, Eurotatoria, Philodinida, Philodinidae. The record is from the annotation of a GenBank genome assembly.